CUUACAACACUCCAGCCCACUCCCUCUCCUCCUCCUCCCCCUUCACUCCCCCCACUGCCCCUCUCACUACCACCCCUCAAUCUCUCCCCAUCGCAGUCCCUCACUCAGGCCCCAUCCCAUCCUCCUCCCUAGCCAACCUUCCCGAACCUAGCUCGAAAUCUGGCCCUCUAUCUCGUCCCUCCAUGCCUGGAGGCUCGGCCGCUGGCCAUACCGAACGUGCAGGCUCGGCAGCCACGUUUCCCAGGGCAGGAGGUUUGGGGGGAGGGAGGGGAGGUGAGGAAGGGGAUGCGGUGGUGUGGGGGGGGAGUGUGGUGGUUCAUCUGUUGGGGCAGCAGAGGCGGUUUGAGCUAGAUGAUCCGUGCUGGCAUGCUGUGGCUGUGAGCGAUUAUGAGAGCAUUUGCAGGGGUGGUGAGGGGUUGGGUGGUUUCGAUGCUGGUGCUGCUGAUGGGGGUGGAAGAGGGGGAGGGGGAGGGGUGAUGCUUGGGAGUGGCAGAGCUGCGUACGGGUCAAGUGCCACUCAACACAGAAGAGUGGCAGUGCCACUCAACACAGAAGAGUGGCAGUGCCACUCAACACAGAAGAGUGGCAGUGCCACUCAACACAGAAGAGUGGCAGUGCCACUCAACACAGAAGAGUGGCAGUGCCACUCAACACAGAAGAGUGGCAGUGCCACUCAACACAGAAGAGUGGCAGUGCCACUCAACACAGAAGAGUGGCAGUGCCACUCAACACAGAAGAGUGGCAGUGCCACUCAACACAGAAGAGUGGCAGUGCCACUCAACACAGAAGAGUGGCAGUGCCACUCAACACAGAAGAGUGGCAGUGCCACUCAACACAGAAGAGUGGCAGUGCCACUCAACACAGAAGAGUGGCAGUGCCACUCAACACAGAAGAGUGGCAGUGCCACUCAACACAGAAGAGUGGCAGUGCCACUCAACACAGAAGAGUGGCAGAGUGUCAGAGUGGCAACGGCCUUUGUGGAAAAUGCAAGGCGACUGCAGCAGGUGAGCCAGCAGGCGUUCAUCCUCUUUGCCGCCCAGGCUCCUCUGCCGCCCAAAGCUGCCAGGGUGUGUGGCGCGGAUGGCCUUCCCACUGCCACUUGCUUCCCCAUGCCGCCCUGCGGCUCGUCUGCCCCUCCUGCUUCAGACUAG
This is a messenger RNA of Closterium sp. Naga37s-1, 1151 nucleotides long. NCBI's taxonomy places the organism in Eukaryota, Viridiplantae, Streptophyta, Zygnematophyceae, Desmidiales, Closteriaceae. The record is from the annotation of a GenBank genome assembly.